AGGGGUGGAGGUACAGGCACCAACAGUACUUAAGAUGCUGUCUUGGUGGGGUAUUCAGACUUGGGAAGGAAAGUGUGCAAAUACAGAGUUUUGUCUCAGAAACUCUAGCUUUAAGAAAGGCUAAGAAAGCACACAGAGGAAGGAGACCUCUAGGAGGAAGGAAACUGUCAGUGUGGGUCAAAAACACAAGCUUCCUACUUGUGCGAGCACAGACUCUAGUGGAACAGGUCUGCACACAAUGCUGAGGACGACCUGGCUGUGCGUGAUCCUUGUAGCCUUUGUCAGCCACCCAGUGUGGCUACAGAAACCUCACAAACGCAAGCCACAGCUCAAAGCAGCCGGCUGCUGUGAGGAGAUGAGGGAGCUCAGAGCCCAGGUUGCCAACCUCAGCAGUGUGCUGGGGGAGCUGAGCAGGAAGCAGGAGAGCGACUGGGUCAGCGUGGUCAUGCAGGUGAUGGAGCUGGAGAGCAGCAGCAGGCACAUGGAGUCGCGGCUCAGCGCCGCCGAGAGCAGGUACUCCGAGAUGAACAACCAGAUGGACAUCAUGCAGCUACAGGCUGCGCAGACUGUCACGCAGACCUCUGCAGAUGCCGUCUAUGACUGCUCAUCGCUGUACCAGAGGAACUACCGAAUCUCUGGAGUCUACAAGCUUCCUCCUGAUGAGUUCCUGGGCAGCCCUGAGCUAGAGGUGUUCUGUGACAUGGAAACUUCAGGAGGAGGCUGGACCAUCAUCCAGAGACGCAAGAGCGGCCUUGUCUCCUUCUACCAAGACUGGAGACAGUACAAGCAAGGGUUUGGCAGCAUUCGAGGUGACUUCUGGCUAGGGAACGAACACAUCCAUCGGCUGACCAGGCAGCCGACCCGGCUUCGCGUGGAGCUGGAGGACUGGGAGGGCAAUGCUCGCUACGCAGAGUACAGCUCCUUUGCACUGGGCAAUGAACUGAACAGCUACCGCCUCUUCCUGGGGAACUACAGCGGCAAUGUGGGGAAGGACGCCCUCCUCUACCAUAACAACACCGUCUUCAGCACCAAGGACAAGGACAACGACAACUGCCUGGACAAGUGUGCACAGCUCCGAAAAGGCGGCUACUGGUACAACUGCUGCACAGACUCCAACCUCAAUGGGGUGUACUACCGCCUGGGCGAGCACCGGAAGCACGCGGAUGGCAUCAGCUGGUACGGCUGGCAUGGAGCCAACUACUCCCUCAAACGUGUGGAAAUGAAGAUCCGCCCAGAAGCCUUCAAGCCCUAGGAGAAGGCUGCUGCCAACUAUGGAAGAGGAGGGAGAGCAUCACGGGAGGAGGGUGGACAGAGGGUCGGAGGGGACGGCUUAUCAUCCAGGAGCACCAUACAGCUUCACCUGUGUGAGCACAUGCACACACAGUAGAACCACACACUCGGCAGUGCACACUAGCAGAGAGGCCAGGCGGAGCCAGUGGGGAGGACUGAGUGGGUCCACAGAGCGGCGGCUCAUCCUCACCCUGCACACACCUUUCCUGUGGACAACGGUAACCCCGAGGUCACUUAACCCAUUUCCCUAACUGAGGGACACGAAGGAAAAGAACAAAUAAAAAGCUGGUGUGCUUCUCAGCGGAGAGGCCGUGAGAAAUGAAAGAAGGUGGCGGAGGAGGGCUUUCUGUUCUUAUCCUGGGACACUUCCUUGUGUCUAUAGGAUUUGUUUUGUUUGUCUUUUUGAGACAGGGUCUCUCUACACAGCUCUUGCUGUCCUAAAACUCACUCUGUAGACCAGGCUGACCUUGAACUCACAGAGAUCUACCUGCUUCUGCUUCCCAAGUGCAGGGAUUAAAGACAUGCACCACCAUACCCAGCAUAUAGAAUCUUUAAGACACAGAAACUGUAGAGACAGAGACCAGCUGUCCAGGUUGGGCUUGCUUCAAGGCGUGGCCAGGACCUUAGGCCUUGCUGUCCGAGUCCUGGGAAGAGAAGGGCACUGCAAACCCUGCUGUGGUGCUGACGUGGGCGAGAGGGCUAGCGGGAGGUGAGCACAAGACUGCCUUCAAACAUUCUCAGUCAGAAAACAAAAGAUCCCCUUUAACAAACAAGUCUGGAAAAUGCUGGUAGGUGGCGCUGUGGUUUAAAACUGCGCUGUUUAGAGAAGCAUCUUCCUUGUAAAAAUAAAAUAUUGUAGUUCCUAUUUUGACCAUUCAAAAUAUCUUUUUCUUUUACAAUAAACACUAUCAAAAUUUGA
Molecule: messenger RNA, 2209 nt
Organism: Apodemus sylvaticus (European woodmouse)
Lineage: Eukaryota; Metazoa; Chordata; Mammalia; Rodentia; Muridae
Gene: Angptl7
Product: angiopoietin like 7
Exons: 5
Coding region: 239-1252 (337 amino acids)
Source: RefSeq, a predicted model, not a curated record